Messenger RNA from Ostertagia ostertagi, 438 nucleotides. Lineage: Eukaryota; Metazoa; Nematoda; Chromadorea; Rhabditida; Trichostrongylidae. The record is from the annotation of a GenBank genome assembly.
AUGACAGCUAGAACUUCCGCUACGGAUGCCACAAAGACAGUCACUACUGUAGAAACUACGACCAAAUCUUCAAGUGAAACGGCAGAGAUUACAAGCAUUUCUACAAGUCCAGCCCCUACUGAAACAACAACAGACAGCAUCACAACGACGGUUUCCACUCUCGGAAUUACAACGACUGCCAGCACUGCAGCAAUAAAGACCACUCCUUCUUCAGACACUAAAGAAACUAAGAGCACUGCAACAAAGGUUUUCACCAGUCAUGCCGAAAAAACCGGCACUACAGAAACACCAACCACUUCUUCAACAGAGACUGCAAGGACAACCACCACAGUGAGAACAACGACCAAAACCCCUACUGAAACCUCAAGCAUUUCCACUACUGCUACCGAAACACUAAGCAAAACACCCACAGAAGUCACGAGAAGUUACGAAGCGUAG